AUAGUCAGACUGACACAGGGAGAUAAAUCCGCUUUCACCUUUUAUCACACGUCAUUAUCCUUGCCAGUCAGUAGAUCAACCCAUCUGUACCGCAAGAAAAAAAUGAAGUCUGUAAUUUUCUUGGCGCUGGUCUGCACGAGCAUCGUCUCGGCUAAGGAGUUUGUCGCCACGGUACGCCAGAAUUAUGAAAACAACAUCAACGAUCUCUUGGUGGCCCAGAUCCAGAAGGAGUUGUCUGCCAGCUAUCUUUACCAGGCUUAUGCAUCUUACUUCCAAAGAGCCGACGUGAACCUGCCCGGCAUGAAAAAGUUUUUCUCUGAUGCCUCAACCGAAGAGCGGGAACACGCCCAGUCCCUGAUCGACUACAUUAACAAACGUGGAGGUCACGCACAGUACGAGGAGGUCAAUCUGAUGGAAACAUGCAAGACGGUGAGGACCUUCACCAACACAGACACCAGCGGUCUCGUGGACUACGACAAGAGAAGGAUGUGUAUCUGUGGAUUUGUUGCUACUAAACAGAUCAAUGACAACUGCGGACCAAGGGAGGAUUGGAAGGAAGCUCUGAUGGCUUUUGAAGACGCUCUUGCCAUUGAGAGGUUCGUGAACUCUGAACUUCUGGACAUUCACAAGCAGGCUGAUGCCAAGGGAGACGCCCAUUUGACCCACAUUCUGGAGCACGAGUUUCUGGAAGAACAGGUCAGCUCCAUCAACAAGAUCGCCCACGCCAUCACACGACUCCGCAGCUUCGCCCAGGGGGCCGGCAACAACUAUAAGCUUGGAGAAUACAUCUUUGAUCAACACCUUUAGACACAAUCUAAGAUAACAACACGCAAGCAAUAUAUAUAUAUAUAUAUAUAUAUAUAUAUAUAUAUAUAUAUAUAUAUAUAUAUAUAUCUAUAUAUAUAUAUAUAUAUAUAUAUAUAUAUAUUUAUAUAUAUAUAUAUAUAUAUAUAUAUAUAUAUAUAUAUAUAUACAUACAUAUAUAUGUAUAUCAUAUAUAAAAUCAAAGGCUUGUAAAGUGACUAACUUCUACAAAUAAUUUAGACAACGUUUAAAAGAAAUUGGACACUUAUAGGAAUACCAUGAUAUUUUAGGAAAAAGAAUUUUGCAUUAAAGAUUUUUUUAAAAUAUAUAUUAAA
Molecule: messenger RNA, 1139 nt
Organism: Physella acuta
Lineage: Eukaryota; Metazoa; Mollusca; Gastropoda; Physidae
Product: yolk ferritin-like
Biological process (GO): iron ion transport; intracellular iron ion homeostasis
Cellular component (GO): cytoplasm
Molecular function (GO): ferrous iron binding; ferric iron binding
Source: RefSeq, a predicted model, not a curated record